Alternaria postmessia is the source of this 1359-nucleotide messenger RNA. RefSeq lists its product as uncharacterized. NCBI's taxonomy places the organism in Eukaryota, Fungi, Ascomycota, Dothideomycetes, Pleosporales, Pleosporaceae. The transcript has a single exon. Bases 1 to 1359 code for a protein of 452 amino acids. The record is from RefSeq and is a predicted model, not a curated record.
AUGAAGUACAUUCUCAUCGCCUCUCUCCUCACCUCCGCGGCUUACGCUGCUCCUUUCGCCCAGGUCCAGGGUGGUAACGGCGGUAACGGCAACACUGCCGCCGCUGCAACUAACCAACAAACCGGAAACCAGGGCGGUCAAACCCAGGCUGGCAACCAGCAACAGCAGCAAGGCGCGCAGACAGGAAACCAGCAGCAGCAGCAACAGCAGGGUGCCACCAACACCCCUACUGGUCUCGGUGCCGGUAUCCAAAAUGGACAGACUCCCACUGCCAACGACCUCGCCACCGCCGUCUCCAACUGGAUGGCCGACACUUCAAUGGUCUCCAACUUCCUCAACACUGGAGCUAGCAUCCAGAACAACGUCCAGUUCAAGCAGGCUGCUACAGUUGCCUUCAACGCAGAGGUCGAUGAGCUGAACCACAAGGCCAUCAUCGAUGCUGCCAACGGUCAGAUGCCCAACGUCAUUGCGGCCAACAGCACACUCGCUACUGGUGGUUCGUUCCAGGAUGUCGUCGACAAGCUUCAGCAGAUGUCUGUUCAGGGUAUGGCUGCCGCUGGAAACAUCGACUUGAUCAACCAAAACCGCUGUGUCAACGUCCUCCCCAACAUCGAUGCUUAUAUGGCUUCUACCGGAUCCACCUCCCAGGCGGUUCGCCCCACCGUCUGCGACCAGACUGGUGUUGCUGGUGGUGUUCAGGGAACUGGCGCUACUCAGCCCGGCGCCCCUGCAGGUAGCCCCGCUGCUGCCUUUGCCGCUGCUCAGGCUCUUGCUCAAGGAACUGGUAAUGGCCUGGUUCAGAACACUGGUGCUGCUGGUGCUGCCACAGGCACUCAGGGAACUCAGGGCACUACUGGAACUCAGGGUACUACUGGAACUCAGGGCACUACUGGAACUCAGGGUACUCAGGGAACUGCGGGAACUGCUACAGGUACCACCGGCACCGCAACCAACAACGGACAAACUCCUCAGCAAGCCGCUGGCAUCACCCCUACCAACGGCCAAGCACCCCAAGGAACGACUGGUGUCCAAGCUCCUCAACAAGGCUCUCAGGGUACUACCGGACAGCAGACCCCUCAACAAGGUCAACAAACUGGCCAACAGCAGGGUCAGCAGGCUGGUCAGCAGACCCAACAGGGUCAACAGAACGGCCAGCAGACUCAGCAGAACGGCCAGCAGCCAGGCAAUGGCGCCGCUGCCGGACAACAGACUCAAGGCCAGACUCAAAAUGGUGCUAACCAGCAGCAACAGGCUGGCAACGGCGCCGCUGCUGGACAACAAUCUCAGGGACAGAAUGCGGGUCAGGCAUCUGGCCGCAACGGCGGCAACGGAGCCAAGGGCGGCAACAACAACAACUAA